AACUCCAAUUUCGGAAAUUAUACGAAGAUUUUGUUUUUAUAAGAGUAUAAUAAUUGCGCUCAAGUCGUCAAAUUCAUAUUUUGCGGUGGGUAUUGUAUAGAUUAUUAUUUAAGGAUUGGCUCGGUUCCGAUUUCAUCACCAUUUUCAUAUCUCAAAUGAUCUCUCUGUAACCCCUUGCUGUUAAUUUUUAUAGAACACACGUCCGCAUUACUUUCCCUUCAUAUUUGGUUUAAUAUAUUGAUAGUUGGAAACUAAAAACAAAAUGGGAAGGAUAUUCAUGAUCACUCUUGAAGGACGCAUUUAUAGCUGCAAGCAUUGCUUUACCCAUCUGGCUCUCCUUGACGACAUUAUUUCUAAGUCUUUCCACUGCGGGCAUGGAAAGGCUUAUCUCUUUGAUAAGGUUGUGAAUAUCACUGAAGGGGAGAAAGAAGAGCGCAUGAUGAUGACUGGACUGCACACUGUUGUUGAUAUAUUCUGUGUUGGGUGUGGCUCGAUUGUGGGAUGGAAAUACGAGGCUGCACAUGAGAAGGCUCAAAAGUACAAAGAGGGAAAAUUCAUUCUCGAGAGGUUUAAGGUGUUGGGUCCUGAUGGAGGCAAUUACUUGGCCAUUCAGGAAUCUCUGGUUGGUGGAAGUAGUGAUGCUGAUGAUGCUUGAUUGCCAUUUAAUCACUUGUUCUAGUUGUACAUAUCUCUGCUUCUCCUGCGCUUGUUGAACUUUUUUGGCCUUGAAAUUGGAACAAUAUUCUGUCACUGAACAUUCUUUACAAAUUAGUAUCAGAAUAACUUCGCAGAGCUGCAAAA
This is a messenger RNA of Gossypium raimondii (Peruvian cotton), 801 nucleotides long. RefSeq names its product protein yippee-like. The transcript has 6 exons. The record is from RefSeq and is a predicted model, not a curated record. NCBI's taxonomy places the organism in Eukaryota, Viridiplantae, Streptophyta, Magnoliopsida, Malvales, Malvaceae. Gene Ontology annotation, cellular component: ubiquitin ligase complex. Bases 263 to 655 code for a protein of 130 amino acids.